UGGGAAAAUACAACGGUAAAAGGAAAAGGAGCGGAGCCAAAAACCGGAACUUGUGCAGAUUUUAUUGUGGUGGGUUUGACAGCUGUUGGCUGGUUGAGUAGGGUUUGACAGUAGCUUGGUUUUGUAUCGCAUGUCAGUUCGAAUACUCAGUAAGUUACUUUAAGUUUGAGAAGGAGCUUAAGUGACAAGUAGUAAAAUUUACUAGACGACAUUUUACUCCUAACCGUCCCUAUGGCGUCUGUUCAGAGUGUGGCGUCUGGGUUCUCUCUGGACCUGGGGCCACUGAAAGAACCUCUCGGAUUUAUUCGUGUCUUAGAAUGGGUCUUUGCUAUCUUUGCGUUUGCCACCACUGGAGGUUACUCUGGAAAAACCACCAUAAAGGUCAUCUGUCAACCACCAUUAAGUUCGCCUGAUGUCACAGCUGUGUUUGGCUACCCGUUCAGAUUGGGAGCGCAUCCAUAUAAUAUUUCUUGUAACAACACUCAAGGCCUCAGCUACCUCCAGGGUGACUACUCCUCCUCUGCAGAGUUCUAUGUCUGCGUUGGUGUGUUUGGGUUCCUUUACUGCACGGCUUCUCUGAUCCUCUACUUGGGCUACCAGAGUGUCUACCGUCACACCAGCCGUGGCCCCAUCAUUGACCUGGUGGUGACUGUGCUCUUUGCCUUCCUGUGGCUCCUGUCCUCCUCAGCGUGGGGCAAAGGCCUGACGGAUGUCAAGUGGGCCACCAACCCCACCAACAUAGCAUCGACAUGUAAACAUUGUGAAGCCGGAGAGUUUCCGUCCAUGGGUCGCCUGAAUGCUUCAGUGAUUUUUGGCUUUCUCAACUUGAUCCUGUGGGCAGGAAACUGCUGGUUUAUUUACAAGGAGACCCGUUUCCACAAAGAUCCCAACCAUGUAGCCACGGUGGAGGAAGGCGGCGCCCCAGGGCCGUAACCCCGUCCCCAGCAGCCUUAAGCUCCGGUCGGCUCUUAUGUUAGCCUGCUGAAAUGGAAACAAAGGAAGGCCGACCGCCAUUUAUUUUCUGUUCAGCCCCACCACGUAGCUUAAGGUUUGAUUUUUCUCCAGACAGCUCUUGUUGUCAAGUCGUUAAAAACACUAAGUGCAGACCCAAACUUUAAAUGCUUUCACACUGUUUAACCUGGAAUUUCCAGUUGGUUCGAUUUGGUUGAAAUGUGCAACUUUAUGGAUUUCGGUGAAGCUGACUAAACCAGACAACCAAUGCUCUAAACUGCUGAGACACACUAAAAAAAUUUGUUUUUUUUGUAUGUCUUUUUUUUUUGUUUUUUUAGAAUAUCAGCUGUAUGUUUUACGCCAAAGUUCUCUUUUUUUAAUUUUUUUAUUUCAGCCUAGAAAGCAAACCUUUCUAAAGUGUCUUUGGAACAAUUUUGUGUUUUUGUUGUUUGUUUUCCGUUGAACUCCAGAUCCAGGCAGACUGGACUGGUUUUCAUGAGCUCACAGUGGAGGUGAACCAUCAGGGCAAACUGGGUUUAUUUCCUGUAAUGAAAUGUUGAACCUGUUCAGUAACACUAAGAGUCAUCUUCAUUUGAACCAAAAUGUGCCUUACUGUGAUAUUAUUUAUAUGCAGUUCAUGUAAAUCUUUGUCAACACUAAUCGGUUUGCUGCACUUUUUUUAAGUUUCCUUUCUACUUUCUCUGAAGAAAAAAGUUCCGUAGGCAGCUUCUCUGUGACUACUUUUAUUUCCUUCUCCUCUUUUUUUCUGUCCAGUUUAAAUCCUUGGCUAAGCAUGUUUAGUCUAAUUGUCAGAUUUAAAAUCCCAAACAUGCUUGACAGGCAAAGGUCAGUCUCUGUUUAAGUAGCCAGCUAUGAACUGUAACCAGACAGGCACAGCCAUCGAUAAUGUUUUGGUUUCUGAUUCUUGACAGAAUAAAUUCUUGCAUUGUACCAGGAAUGAAUGUACCUGUGCAGAGGGAAUAUUGGUUGACAUGUUUUAAACACUACCAAGGGCAAUAUGUCAUAUUGAAGAUGAUUGAUUUAUACCCUCAGCAUCAGUUUUAAAGAUUUACUCAGACAUAAUGAUGUAUUGUGUCUUCGUCUAUAGGAUUAUUGACAAUGAAACGUAAUGUUUUUAUGCCUCAUUUGUGCAGAAGGAAGAACUUGUUUUUCUGUAUUGACACAAUAAAUAUGAGAGCUGCGCAA
Messenger RNA from Gambusia affinis (western mosquitofish), 2157 nucleotides. RefSeq names its product synaptophysin-like 2a (gene sypl2a). Bases 232 to 933 code for a protein of 233 amino acids. Gene Ontology annotation, cellular component: synaptic vesicle membrane; synaptic vesicle. NCBI's taxonomy places the organism in Eukaryota, Metazoa, Chordata, Actinopteri, Cyprinodontiformes, Poeciliidae. The record is from RefSeq and is a predicted model, not a curated record. The transcript has 6 exons.